GAGAGAGAGAGAGAGAGAGAGAGAGAGCAGCUAUUAAUGACCUGUACCGAGAUCUUCGCAGGAAAUCGGGUGACAACGCAUUUCUCGGGCAAGCAAAGCGGGGGAUGAAAUCACCCCGGAAGUUUCCACCUUACGGAGAGCCGAGACAGAGGGGAAGGAGGCAGAAAACAAGGACUGAUCCCACCACGAUCGCACUUUUAAGCGUUCAGUGGGGUGAGCAGAUGCGUGGGAUGGAGUUCAUGCCUGGGGAAAGUUGCAGAGUCGCGGUUGGAGGAGUUCAAUUUUGAGAACCAACGUAGCGGGCAGACGGCGAACACAAACAAGCUGCCUCCUCUACAUUUUCGCUCGCGGAGUGCACCAAGGGGACAUGAAAAAUAUGGACGAGAGGGAAACAGCUCACAAGGUUCCACCUUACUCUUCUGAAACUAGAUCCAGAGGUGGGUCCACAACAGAUCUGCUGAAGGCGGUUUCCGACUCAAUGGGACUUUACAUGGAUAACCUCCUUCCUCAGGCUGAGCUGACGACAGCUUUGGAUCGGAAAGUUGAGAGUGACUCGGAGAAGAGCGUUAUGUCUCCCAAACAUCUUGACGGCAUGGUCUUAUCGUCAGCAUCCAAUCUUAGUGAGACGGCAGAGCCGUCUACUUGGACCAACUGCGAUUUAGGCUUGAGUGAACAUACUUCUGAGGGGAUCAGAGCAGGGAAACAGCCCGGCGCCUCCAUCCCCGUGAGUAGCUGGUCGCUUAUCAACGCAGACAGGGAUAACCCUACAGAUCUCAAACUGCUCAAAGAGUGUCCCGGGGAAAACCCAAGUUCGAUAGCCCAAGUCGGUGUCCCUGCCACUCUGCAGUCAAUGAAAUCAGAAAUCUGCCUCGAGAGAGAGGAGGGCUGUCACUCAAGCCCCCGAGGGCAAAUGUCACCCGUGAAUAUUUUACGUUUCCCCUUCCUGCCCCUCAAUCCGAUCUAUCUCGCAGCUCGUACUCACCAACUUCUCACCAUGGACGACUGCGACCACGCUCCGUACAUCCCGGACAUUUCCAGCUCGUACGGCUAUGCUGACUGUGGCAGCUCCCCCAAUUCGAAGGGGGAAAGGAACCUGCAACCCGAAUCGCAGCCGCCAAUGAACAUGAACCAGGAAGCCAGCAACACGUUUGGUUACAUGCCCUCUGGUUAUUCCCCAUAUAGCGACUAUUCAAUUUCCCCUCAGCAGCAAAGACCCAUCAUGAGAGGCGAAACUGUUGAAGAUGCUGUAAUGUUUAAGACUGAACCUAUAGAUUCCUAUGGUUUCUCACACCACGAGACAGGACUCAAUUGCAGCUUCUUGGGUCAAGAUGACACCAUGCCGUCUACUUCUUCAGCUCCCGUGACUUGGUACCAACCCAUUACAUACCUGGGUUAUCAAGGUGGAACUAAAACUAUAGCAGACAAUUAUUCGCAGAACUACACUCAGUAUCCUGGUUUGAUCAGGCCAGAGAAUGGACGAGGCCAUGUCUCUCAUUUUGCCCCGGGACUCAGUCUGCAGAAACUCUGUCUGAUCUGUGGUGAUGAAGCGUCAGGUUGCCAUUAUGGAGUCCUUACAUGUGGAAGUUGUAAGGUUUUCUUCAAAAGGGCUGUUGAAGGGCAACAUAAAUACUUAUGUGCAGGAAGAAAUGACUGCAUCAUUGACAAAAUCCGCAGAAAGAACUGUCCAGCCUGCCGACUCAGAAAGUGUUAUCAAGCUGGAAUGGUGUUGGGAGCCCGAAAGCUAAGGAAAUUCAGUAAAUUAAAGAACAUCGGCAACAACCAGUCUUCUCUGCAGACCGAAAUGACACUUGCCAGUGUCAAUGCCAUCGCAUUACCAAAGAUCACAUUACAUUCCGCUGGAGGAGUCCAGUUCACACCGUCACUCGUUUCCAUUUUGCAGAUAAUUGAACCUGAAGUUGUUUAUGCAGGCUAUGAUAACAGUCAGCCGGAAUCAGCUAACCAUCUGCUAACCAGCCUGAAUAGGCUUUGCGAAAGGCAGCUUGUAGCUGUUGUUAAAUGGGCCAAAUCUGUACCAGGAUUUCGGAAUUUGCAUAUAGAUGACCAAAUGACCCUUAUUCAGUACUCAUGGAUGGGUUUGAUGGUAUUUGCAAUGGGAUGGCGGUCAUAUAAGCACGUCAAAGGAAAAAUGCUGUACUUUGCUCCAGAUCUGAUUUUUAAUGAGCAAAGAAUGCAGAAGUCGGCAAUGUAUGAUCUGUGUAUAGCAAUGUGUCAAAUCUCGCAAGAAUUUAUCCAUCUUCAAGUGACUCAUGAGGAAUUCUUAUGCAUGAAAACCUUAAUUCUCUUUAAUACAAUUCCUUUGGAAGGCCUCAAGAGCCAGUCGUACUUUGAAGAGAUGCGGAGAGACUACAUUAAGGAGCUGAGUAGAGCCAUUGACUUGCAGGAGAAAGGUGCACAGAGCAGUUCUCAGCGUCUUUACCAGCUCACAAAACUCAUGGACUCUAUGCAUGAACUUGUCAAGAGGCUGCAUCAGUUCUGCUUGAAUACAUUUGUUCAGUCCCAGGCGCUGAGUGUGGAGUUUCCAGAGAUGAUGUCAGAGAUUAUAACGACACAGAUACCCAAGAUUCUGGCUGGGCUGGUGAAGCCACUGCUCUUCCACAAGAAAUGAGGAACACUCGCUUUCUCUUUGCUGCAUCAGACUGCUUUGAUUCAUGGGCAGGAUUUUUUUUGCAUUAUGCAAGCUUUAUUCUAUUUUUGUGACCAUGACAGUACUGCAAAUGAAAAUUGUUUUCAAAUUUAUUACAAAAGAUUUAGCAAUGAUGUUUGGCAUCAGUUUUUGUGGAAGUACAUUGUCAUAGCUGCACUAUGUGUUUUAUAAGCAAUGAAAUGUGAAUUUAGUCCUGUUGUUUAUUGUGGAAUUUUCAGAUCAAAAAGAUUUUGUAUCUUUUGGUACUUUCUAACAUUUUGUAACAUUCGAGUUAUGUAAAGUUUCUGCAUCUUCUAUAAUGUUAAAUGGAAAUGCUUUAUUCUUCGGUUUGAAAGCUGCAUCACCCCCAAAAUUUCUUCAUUCAUCAUAUUUCAUGUGCAUAAAUAGUACCUAAUUUCAAAUGGGUCUUCCUUUAUUAUUUCCAAUCACAAAACCGUGGCUAUUAUGUUCUUUUUCUUCUGCCACAGCCAUCAACUGUUUUGAGUGCUGUUUCACUGCAGGAGAAGGAAAACAGCGCCUAAGUGGCUGUGUACUCAAGGCUUUUCUUUAUUGAAAGAUAUUCAGUCUUCAUGUAGUUUGGAAACUUUUAGAUCAGCCUGGGCUCCUUGGGAUGAAGUUACAAUUUGCCCAUAAGAAUUUUGUUUCCAUUCAUGCUAAAUAGUAACAUGGAAAAUCACAGCAUUAUUAAGGGAAGACAAGUAACAGAGAUUGCCUCAACCAAGAUCUAACUCUGUGCAUAAUAGGAACUACUGAAUGGAUUGAUAUUGAUGGCCAGGUUUGUAUAUCCCAGAGCUUUUCUGGGCCUCUAUAACUUAAUGUGGUGGCACUGUGCUCUCCUUUCUCAGAGAAUAACCAUGGAAGUCUCUCUCUUAAGCAAGAUGAAGGUUCAGUACAUGCAUUUAAAGAAACCAAAAAUCUGGAUAAUGUACUUACAAUGCACUGAGAUUCUCACCUGCCACAUACGUUACCAGGGAAAUGUAUUCUGCAAGCCAGGAAAUCAGUACUUUUACAGGUAUAGAUUUCCAUUUUGGUUUCAGGAUCAAGGAAGCAUGUAUUGCAUGCCAACCCCCCCCCCCCAGGUUCUGAUUAAUAAGACAUUUAAAUUUUUAUUGUCAUUUCACAGAUAUGUGACGUUGCUGACCACAGAAUGACAGUGUAAUUGUGACCAUGCAUUCAUGUUUAGAUAUAGGACGGCAAUGUAAAGAGAUAUGUGCUAUUGUCUAAUUGUCUACCAAAGAAUUGACUGCCUAGAGUAAGAUUUUCUCCAUUGGGAUGCAAUCGGUCUGUGCAUGAACCUAGGUUACAUUCCAUUGUCAGGAAGCAGGGUGCCACUACAUCAAGUGACAACAGGCACCAAAUCCAGUGUCUAGUGUUCUGGCAUGAAAUGCUCAGUGCGGGUUUUAAUUUCUGUUUGAUUCAGAGAUGAUAGUGGAUCAAUAUUCUGUUAAUAUAGAAGGUAGGACCUAUCCAAAUAAGUAGCUUAAUUUCUGUUAAAUUUACACAUGACCUGUGGAUCAGCGUUUCAUUAACGUAAAUGACUCAGGAACAAGAUCAUUGGUCAACCAGUUAAUAAUGUUUCAUAAACUGAAUUUUCUAUCCUGGCCAAGUUUUUUUCCAGGAUCUAAAUUUAGAGAAUUAAAAGUAAUAUUUUGUUCUUUCAAUCUUUAAAACCAGAUAUAAACUACCACAUAGCUUUAAACACAAAAUGAGUGUUUCAAAAUGCUGUUAAAUCAGACAACUUUCCUCAGCUUUAUUUUUUAUUUCUCCAGACAUCUGCCUUCUGUAUAACAUAGACCCUUCAAGCAUUUUAGAGAAUCACUUGCUGUAUUUCCAGCAAGUUCAAAAAAUAGGUUGCUGUUUGUCAGCAAGGUGUAAGAACACGGAUAACAUUUAGCUGUGUACAAUGUUAACCAUAUGAGAAUAAAUAUUCCCCUUCUUCUCGAGGCUGUAUGUUCCUGAAAGUAACAAUACACACAUUGAAUCAAAUCCUCAGUCUGCUUCUUUUACUCACAUUGAAUGUGAGAUCCCUAUAGCAAUGUCUAGCCUGGACACUUUGUUGUCUUCCUUAAAACUCAUAAAAAGAACCCAGGUUAUAAGACUAAGUUUAAUAAGGUUGUGGCAUUACUUAUAUAUUAAAGUUUCAAGAAAAUAUCAAGGAGCUUUUUUUUGAAAUCACACAAAAAAAAAUUUCCUUCUGGCUAAGAUCCUUUUAAGUUUCACUCUUUAAUCAAAAAGUGUAGUACAAAGAAUAAAAAUGUAGUACAACAAAGAUGUUUUCAUAUUUACAGAACAAUACUGUUUCUGAACUGUAAUAACUUUGAACAGGAAAUGCUAUUUCCCAGAACCUCCUCUGCUAAGUUGCUUCACCAUAGCUGGAGAGGCAAUAGGAUUGUUACAUUACCAACUCCUCUUCCAAACUAGUUAAAUGAAACCAGAGCGAAUGGCUGUUCUGCAUUUUUUUCUUCUGCAUUUGGUGAGUACAAGAUUAGUUUUGACCGUAAUGACUUUUAGUCUAACCAUUCCCACAUCUCACAUCUUUGUUAAGGUCAAAUAAUUGCUUUUAUAGCUCAGGAAUGACCAUUUGAGCAUAUACCACAUUGAUUCCAGUGCCUGAAGAACUGUAUUCUAGCUUGGAGUCACUGCCAGUAAGAAAUGAAGGUUGAUGCUAAUCAAAGGAAAUUGGGAAUUAAAGUGAUACUUUAAACAUGUUUGAACUUAUUAUUAAGGUUUAUAACCCACUUUCUGAAGUUCUGCAUAUAUGGCAACAGUUUUGCAACUUCUGCAUUAGGUUGCACAUCAGAAGAUGUGAAUCUCUGCAUUUAAGAUAUUAAAGUGCAUUGUUUCUUUUGGAAAGAGGUGGGAUUUCAGUACACAAUCUCAUUGUGAGAAGUGUUUUUAAAAUCUCUGAGCCUUGUAACCUUAAUAGUGAUAUUUUAAUUCUGUGAAUUUCUAAGCUGAAAAACUCUUACAGAACUGGACCAGACAUCAUCAUCACAAAUAUCUUUCUUUUUCUUUGUGCAGGAAAAAUGUAUCUUCCAUUUUUCAAAAAUGUGGAUGUGGACUUUUAACAUUUCUCAUAUUUGAUGAAGAGAUGUUAAAGUAUUCAUUAGGCAAACAAAACUGCAACCACUUAAAAAUUAUUCAUAGUGAAAUUCUGUGUUUUAAGUAAGUGUCACCUUGCCAUCUAAUCAUGUUAUUUUCUCACAUGUAUCAUCUAUUGACCCAGGACUGCUACUGAAUUCAUAAUACAUUGGAAGAGGGUGCAGAUUUUGUCUUUCACUUUGGCUUAUUGAAUCAGAGUCUUUGUGUUGAAUUAACUCAGUCUGAUUUGGCAUCUGGCUUUAUAUUUAUGCUUCUUAAGAAAAACAUAAAUAUAACUUCAAACUUCAGAGAUAUGUAGGUUGGCAGAACUGUGAUCAAUGCAACUCUUAAAAGAGAUGUCUUCCUUCAUUCACGCAAAGUACCCACGGCGGGUGCAGUUAAACAAAAAGAUUAUUUUCCCGUUGGCUUAGUAAGAAAUAUUAUUCACCUAAAAUUACUAUCCCAUGCCCCCACAGUAUGUCAUUAAUCUAUGACUUCCCUUGGGCCAACCCAAUAGGAAUUCAGGAUUUAGUACAAUCUAAUCAGUUCUUGUUCCAAGUGUUCAGAAUUUUUGAUGUUCAUACUGUUUCUUCUAUUAAGUCUUAAUCUUCUUUCCCAGAUUCUGAUAUUUGAGUGUAUUAAUGCACUUUCAAGUCUAUCUAAAUGUCUCUUGUAAUAGCAUUUAGGAUUUGUAAUCCCUGGUUUAGCAUGCCGGAAGAGUUUGAUUUUCAAGCCUAUUUUUUUUCAGACUAAAGGGGAAUAAUCUCACUGCCAAACUCGGUGUUGAGAUUCUUCCUGCAGCUAAUGAUUGGGAACCUCAGAGGGGCCAAUGUCUCUUUUUAAUAUCAGACAUAAGAAAUUUCCUUAAGGAAUGAAAAUGCCUCAUGUUUUCUUAAUUGAUUAAUCUUUAUUAGUAACUAUGUGGUGAGUAACUUCUUACCCAUAAUGUUGAACUUAAUGGGGCCCUGAAAAUUGUCAACUGAGUCUCAGCAAAUCAAGUUCUUGUGUCCUUGAUUAACUUAUGAUCAUGCCUAGCAUAUUGAGGGAUUUGUAUAUCACAUAGCAGUGUUUUUAUUCUGUCAUUAUUUCCUAAAUGUUGGUAACUUUAAAGUCUUUAAUUCAAUUUAAAUGGUGCAAUAAAGAUUGUGUAUGCUAUUAGUUUUCCUAUUGAAAUGUAUGUCAAUAGUUUACUGGUAUUGCCAGUGAAUUCAUGCUGAAACUUGGUUAACAGACUUCACAGCAUAGCAGUUGAAUAAUUUGAGAGUAUUAUUGCUUUUUUAUUUAUUUAGUGAAAUAUUUUUAAAUUACUGUACAGUACUGAGCAAAAGUCUUAGGCACACACAUAUAUAUAGCUCGGAUGCCUAAGACAUUUGCACAGUACUGUAAAUAGCAAUGAGUUUUCCUCCUUGAUGAACUCGAUGCCUUUUAUGCUUGCUAUUGGUGUGUUCUGGAGUUAUGCAAAUAUAGCAGAUAUUAAUUCAAGCAAGAACCAGUCUUCAGUUCUUAAUGUAAAUUGUAAAUUGCAAGCAAUACAUUGAUGUUACAGUACCAUUCAAAAGUCUUAGGCACCCAAGUUGUAUAUAUGUCCCUAAUACCUUUGUGCAGUACUAUAUAAGCAAAAGAUUGGUGUCAAAUUAAAGAAGCAUUUUUGAUCUAAAUGAUUUGAAAUGUUAAAGAUUCCAUCAUGUCAAUCGACUCCCUGUCUGCAUUUGUUCAUGUGCCAUGUUUCAUUAGCUGUUCCUGGGCGGGCUGGAUUGGAUGGCAAUGGAAGCAUUACAUUUUGGAGAAAUAAAUAAACUGAAUGAAGGAAAUUAUGGGAUUCAUGCAGCUUUACAUUAAUAUGCCAUUAUAAAUACUCUUAUGAUUAAUGUAGCAGGAAAUGUAUGAAUGUGUAAAUGGUUGAUUAUUGCUUCUGUUCUUCUUGUCUUAAUUAUGGAAACAAAAGAAAAUAAUAUCUACUGAUUAUUACUGUCUCCUCUGCCCUGCAAUCAUUUUCUACACAAUUAGCAAAAAUAUUGAAUGCAUUUGGCAAAUCCCCUUUACACCAGCACUUUCCAAAUUACUGUUUAAUAAUGCACACUUUUGAUCAAAAUUACCACUCUGGUGAACAACAUGAUAACAAGAUUAAUGGAACAUCAAUAACAGGACUGAAUACUAACUCCAACCUUAUCCAAUAACAUCAAAAUAGUUCAAUGGUAUCUUAAUAGCUAUAAUUGUGGAAAAUGAUUGGAACAUAUUAGUGGUAAUGUAUGACAAAUGAACUAAGAAACUGUUGAUGACAUUUUCAAAUUUACCUCACCUCUUGAAACAAACAUUUUCAGAAGUCUUAAUGAACCAUGGCAACAAUGCUUUCAUGAACUAAACCUUGGGAUUUACUUGUAACAAUGAAUAUCAAAUUUUCAUGCAAACAAAUAUAAUUAUUCAUUAUUGGACACAUUUUUGUUUCAUUUAUAAGCUUUGUUCGUAGUGAUUUUUAAAAAUGUAAUCCCUUUUUCCAAUUAGAAACUAGCUAUUAAAGAAAUUAAUAUUUUUAAAGCAGAUUAUAAACAAAUCUUUGUUGAAUCAAUAAUUUUUGAUUCAAUUACCAACAGGCAACCUACAAGAAAGAUUGUGAUUUUCCAUUCAUUGAUUUAACAAAUUUAUCAUGUGUCAUCUCAAUCACUUCAUAAAAAGAAAUGAGGCUAACUGCAUCUAAACCAACAGAACCUUCAAAAUUAAAACUGACAAAUUAGAGCAAAUUAAAAAUAAUAAAACAAAACAUAAGAUGACAAAAAUAUUUCUGUACAUUUGAGUGCAUCAACCAACAUUAAAUUAUUUUUAGUUUGAAUUAAGUUUCAGAGGUUACCUAUAAUAGUUGAUGGACUGAAAGAAAUUAUAAUUUAGCUUGGUCAUUCAUAAAGCAAAAAAGCACUUCCAACUGAUUGAAGUACUGUAUUUAGCAUUAGAAGUUAGAGAGGAAAAUAAUUCUAUUGAAGGCAAGGGAACGAUAUUUCCUUUACAUAUUAGCAGUAGCAAAGGAAUCAGCCCUUUGUGAAAUAUUUUCUCCACUCAUCGUAAUAGGAAACUAUAUCUAGUUGGCAGGGCAUGUUGUUUCCAGCACAAUCAACUAUAAACCUGGAUCUGAAUUGAACUGAAUUUGAAGUAUCCCAAGAGUUCAGAAUUCUUCAGCAAAAUAUAUAUUUAAAAAAUUGAAAUUUAGCAUCAAAACAGAAAGCUCACACUGGGUAUUUCAUUUCUAACAAAUUUCUCUGUCCUAACUCUGCAAAAUAUUUUACAAGUGGAUGAAGGUGACUUGAAGUCUGUAAUCAUUCCUUUUUGUGUUUCAGUAUUUUAAAUGCCUGUAUUUGUAACCCAAUUUAUUUGGUGCAAAGCUCAUUUACAUGAUCUAAAUUUAUAAUUUAGAAAAUGUUUCUGUCAGAGUUACCCAAAAUUCCUAUGAGGACAGGAGCAUGAUCGUCUACUUAAAAAAUAUUCAUAAACAAAUCUUUGUAUGAUUGGUAACAACUUCCAAAAGCCAAGGUAGUGACAGGGAAGUAUGAAUAUUUUGGGACCUUGGAGGGAAAAGAAUAAAGCUGAAGUGGUUCCUACAGUAAGGUAAAAGCUGAUGAUUGUUAAAUCCCAUAUCAGUAAAAGGGUCUAUAUUGCAAUUAAAAUUAACCUUAAAUUCUGUUUUACACCAUUUGUGCAUUUUGUGAACAUUUAUCAAACCUGAAGAAAUUAAAGAACAUUAUUAACAAAAUGGGGAAGAAAUUAGUUUUGGGUGCCUGUCCUGAGCAUGCAUGGGAAUGUGAUCUGCCAGUUAUAUUCACCUCUGGCACACCCAGUUCUGCAGAACUGAGUAUGUUUAGGUAAGGGCAACUGGUUGACAUUCUCAUGAAUAUGUUUAGUUCUGGUGACCAAAGGUAAGUUCUCCCCCCUUUUUCCUCUCUUUGGAAAGUAAUGGUAACCAUCACUAAAGUACCUUAGUAUCCAUGUAUUUGAAAAUUUCAUCCGUGUGCAAAAAUGUAUGAUACUUUGCCUCAUUUCUGGUAGAAAAGGAGUGUACUUUUAAUUAAUAGUUGACUCAAAGCAUAUUCUAUUCAAAUGGAGCAAAUGAAUUUUAUUGAGUUGGACAUAUUCCAGAUAUUAUAAUUGAAACUGCAUUAUCUGUUUAAUACUUCCUUGUUCUGCAAAGUACAGGGAGUUGCAAAGAAAAUAGUGCAUUUCCGAACAUUGUUUACCUUCAUCUUGGUGAACACACAUGUUAGUAAUUUGAUGGAUGUCAUUUCAACCACCGACAAGGCAUAACUGAUUGUCAUUCCAAUAUAAUCAAGUGCACAUAUUACAAAGCAUGGUUAAUAUGUAUUAUAAAUAAUUCAGAUUUGUUGUCAAAUCUGCAUUUGCAUUUUCCACCCAGACAUACAUUUGACUUCAUUAGUGGUAUUUUGUUGUGGACUGUAACUCAAAUUCAUGCUGUUGUAGCUCAUUUAGAAAUUCACCAAAUGUCUUUUGCUAGAAAUUGCCUUUUCAUGAGUAGCGGUCCGCUCCUAUCCAGCCAACACUUCCAGCAAGCUGCAUGACGCAGUAUUCAAUAUUAUGGAAGCAUUUGUCUUCAUCAACAAUUUCUUUGUGCUUUAAUCUGAUACUUUCUGACAACACUGAAAUGUUCUAAUUGUUGAUUUUUGCACAUACCUGUCAGUUGUAGCUGCUUUGUAUAGAGCAACAGCAUGGCUGCUUGCUAAUGUAAAAUUGGCAGGAUUUAAAUUCUAAAGUCUUUGUUUAGUGCUUGCCUGGCUCUGAAAUGAAAACCAGAGGUCAAAAAGUAAAAGAGAACUUUGUGGGUGUGUUUAUUCUGUCAGUCUCGACAUUAUCACAAUGGAACAGUUAUAUUGUCACCUUCACUUCAUAAUUUUACCGGAGUUCAAAGGAAAUGACAAAAUUAUUAUUUGUGUGUGCGCGCGCUGGGGUGGAGAUCCAUAUUUCUAUUUACUGCACCCCAAGAUAAAAUGCUUAUUUUGGAAUUCAAGGCUUAUCUUAAUAUUUUAU
Molecule: messenger RNA, 10771 nt
Organism: Mobula hypostoma (lesser devil ray)
Lineage: Eukaryota; Metazoa; Chordata; Chondrichthyes; Myliobatiformes; Myliobatidae
Product: progesterone receptor-like
Exons: 10
Coding region: 368-2626 (752 amino acids)
Biological process (GO): regulation of transcription by RNA polymerase II; nuclear receptor-mediated steroid hormone signaling pathway
Cellular component (GO): nucleus; chromatin
Molecular function (GO): nuclear receptor activity; estrogen response element binding; zinc ion binding
Source: RefSeq, a predicted model, not a curated record